UCGCGUGCGCGAACAUGGCGGUUCCUGCGACGACGAACGACUCGAGGAAAAGUGCUGAAAGUUAUGAAAUAUUAGUAAGACAUGACGAGAACUAGCAUUAAAACACUGCGGGGGAACCGAGCGGGUGUCCGGUGAGCAGAAGAGCCCGACAGCGGAGACACACAGCUGGCUAGAGGAGCGUUUAUAUCCGCCUCAGAGAGAGAAGUGCACGCGGAAGUGACGAGACUUUACCAACUAACCAGAACUCAACACCGCAGUCAAAGGCAAGAGUUAAAUCUGCACAGAACAGCCUGGAGGGAUUCCGUGAGAUCCACACACUUUAUUAAUGACUUUAAUGAGCAUCAGGAGACACACAAUCUCAUCUGUUUGCUGAAUGACACCACGAUCACAACUAACGUGAACUACCCCUCCAGUGGUUAAUAAUUAUAAUAAUAACUGUAAUAAUGAUGGUUAUUGCCAGUUCCGUGCACAUCGGAGCGUCUGAGAUCAUCGCCGACCCCUCUGAUGUGCUAAUAUGUUCUAGUUUGAGAGUUUGAUGUUGACGUGACGUCAGAAUGAUUGACAGCUCCUCAGCAGCAGCGCACUCAGUGAUGUUCACGCUGACUCCCAGUGAAUGAGGAUGACUCUGUUAUACAUCCCACAGUGCCUUAAAAACACGCCUGAGAUCUGAUCUGCAGUCAGACUGGCACAUGCAUGACUGGCACAGAGGAGUGUGUGUUUUCAGGCUCCUCCAGCUGAUCUCCUGCGCUGUGUGUUCUUAUGGGGCAGCAGCCAGGAAAGUUGGUGGGUGAGCAGAGGAGACCGAGCCUGCCGGCGCUGCCCUUCAUCAAGGCCGCGGGGAGGAGAGAGACGCCCCGGCACGGAGCACCGCACUGCAAUGUGUUCACGGUCCACGAGUCUCGGCCGGAUUUCGAUCCUCCUGGUCUUUCAGAAGCAGCGCGCUGGAACUCCAAAGAGAACCUGCUGUCGGGACCCAGCGAAAAUGACCCCAAUCUGUUCGUGGCGCUGUACGACUUUGUGGCGAGCGGCGACAACACUCUCAGCAUCACUAAAGGAGAGAAGCUGAGGGUUCUGGGAUACAAUCACAAUGGCGAGUGGUGCGAGGCGCAGACCAAGAACGGGCAGGGCUGGGUGCCCAGCAACUACAUCACGCCCGUCAACAGCCUAGAGAAGCACAGCUGGUACCACGGGCCGGUGUCACGAAACGCUGCAGAAUACCUGCUGAGCAGCGGCAUCAACGGCAGCUUCCUGGUGCGGGAGAGCGAGAGCAGCCCGGGGCAGCGCUCCAUAUCACUGCGCUAUGAGGGACGAGUCUACCACUACCGCAUUAAUACAGCCUCAGACGGCAAGCUGUACGUGUCGUCUGAGAGCCGCUUUAACACACUAGCAGAGCUGGUUCAUCAUCACUCCACGGUCUCUGACGGUCUGAUCACCACGCUGCAUUACCCCGCGCCCAAACGCAACAAACCCACCGUCUACGGCGUCUCGCCAAACUACGACAAGUGGGAGAUGGAGCGCACAGACAUCACCAUGAAGCACAAGCUGGGCGGAGGGCAGUACGGGGAGGUGUACGAGGGCGUGUGGAAGAAAUACAGCCUCACCGUGGCGGUGAAAACACUGAAGGAAGACACCAUGGAGGUGGAGGAGUUUCUGAAAGAAGCAGCAGUGAUGAAAGAAAUCAAACACCCAAACCUGGUGCAGCUCUUAGGCGUCUGCACUCGGGAACCUCCGUUCUACAUCAUCACUGAGUUCAUGACGCAUGGAAACCUGCUGGAUUACCUGCGUGAGUGUAACCGGCAGGAGGUGAACGCUGUGGUGCUGCUCUACAUGGCCACACAGAUCUCCUCCGCCAUGGAGUACCUGGAGAAGAAGAACUUCAUCCACAGGGAUCUGGCUGCCCGUAACUGCUUAGUCGGGGAAAACCACCUGGUAAAAGUGGCAGAUUUUGGUCUGAGCCGGCUGAUGACGGGAGACACAUAUACGGCCCACGCUGGAGCAAAGUUCCCCAUUAAAUGGACCGCACCGGAGAGUCUAGCCUAUAACAAGUUCUCCAUCAAGUCGGAUGUGUGGGCAUUUGGAGUCCUGCUUUGGGAGAUUGCCACCUAUGGGAUGUCUCCGUAUCCAGGAAUCGACCUGUCUCAGGUGUAUGAGCUGCUGGAGAAAGACUACCGCAUGGACAGACCCGAGGGAUGCCCAGAGAAAGUCUAUGAGCUCAUGAGGGCCUGUUGGAGGUGGAACCCUGCCGAGCGCCCUUCUUUUGCUGAGACCCAUCAGGCGUUCGAGACCAUGUUUCAGGAGUCCAGUAUCUCUGAUGAGGUGGAGAAAGAGUUGGGGAAAAAAGGAAAGAAGCUGACCCUGGGACCAAUACAGCAGGCGCCAGAACUUCCAACUAAAACAAGGACACUACGAAGACCUACAGACAGCAGGGAUGGGGACAGUCCCGAUGCAGCCGAGGCCGAGGUCACUGGACCGCCUAUGAUUCAGAGGCCACUCCUAGAUAGCAACCUAAAUGAAGAUGAUCGGCUCCAGUCUAAAGAUAAUAAAGAUAAAUUUCGGAUGAAUCCCUUCAGUUAUAUUAAGAAAAAGAAGAGGACGGCUCCGGCGCCCCCAAAGCGCAGCAGCUCCUUUGGGAAGAUGGACGGACACAUAGAUCGUAGAGGAUUGGGUACUGACUGCAGGGAGGAUUUCAGCAACGGGUCUUCCACCAAUGAUGCCUUAAACAGCCUUGACCCUUGCAAAUUAGUUGGGUCAAACAGUACCACGACCAUCGGGGUCACCAACGGAGCUCCAGUGUAUCCUGGUCAGCUCUUCCCGUCUCAUCCACGGAAAAAGGGCACCACGUCGGGUGGUGGAAGUAAGCUUGCCACGACUCCACCUCCAGAGGAGGACUCCAUGUCAAACUCCAAGCGCUUCCUACGGUCCUCUUCUGCCUCCAGCAUGCCUCCAGGCUCCGACCGCUUCGAAUGGAAGUCCGUAACCCUGCCGCGGGACAUUCAGUCAACUCACUUUGAUUCUAACACAUUCAGAGGCAAGCCAGCUUUGCCUCGUAAAAGCUGCAUGCCACGAGGUGGCACCCUUACCCCACCACCACGCCUUCCGAAGAAAAGUGAAGAUGUUUCGGACGAAGUCUUCAAGGACUCUGAGUCUAGUCCUGGAUCAAGUCCUUUAACUCUGACUCCCAAGCUAGGCCGCCGACCCCAAACAGAAAGCUCCAAAACUAGUGCCUUACAAACAGAGGUGUUCAAACCCAACGUGCUUCCACCUCUCGGAGACGAAGGCAGACCUCGAAGACUCAAACUGUCUUCUGAAAUCCCAGGACAGAGAGAGCGGGAGAAGGGGAAGUUUGUGAAACCUAAACCCGCUCCCCCUCCACCUCCGGUCUCCACCGCCAAAUCUGGAAAGACCUCAAGGAGUCCGACUUUCGAUGUUUCUUCGGAUACCAAAGUCAAGAGUUCAUCAGACUGUGCAGAUCAAGGCAAGGCUAGUCUAUCCCAAGAAAGUGCCAAAAAGUUGCCUAAAAAUGGCUCAAAGGUGAACCCCUCGAAGGCAUGUGCGAGUGCUCCGCUGCCUGGAAUGGGAGCCAGUUCUGCGGUCGGGGAUCCGGGAUCUAGCUUCAUCCCACUGAUAACGACGCGGCGUUCGCUGAGGAAAGCUCCAGCGCGGCAGACGUCAGAGCGACUCUCCAGCUCCACCAUCACUCGAGACAUGCUGUUGGAGAGCUCAGAGCUCCUGCGCACCGCCAUCACACGCGUCUCCGAGCAGACCGGCAGCCACAGCGCGGUGCUGGAGGCUGGGAAAAACCUGUCCAAGUACUGCGUCAGCUACGUGGAGUCCAUCCAGCAGAUGCGGAACAAGUUCGCUUUCCGCGAAGCCAUCAAUAAGCUGGAGAGCAGCCUGCGGGAGCUGCAGAUCUGCCCCGCGGCCACCGGCGCUGCUAACACACCGCAGGACUUCUCAAAGCUGCUGUGCUCCGUCAAGGAGAUCAGCGACAUCGUGCAGAGGUAGCAGAGAACAGCACCACUGGAAACACAGUACCUGGAUGUCUGGGGCCAUGUUUUACAUUUCAGUUCAACACACCUCAGCUUUCCUCAUGCUAAAUAGAGGAACGUUUAUUCUCAAUACUCUGUGCACAAAACAGGAGCCUUUGAUACAGAGCUAUGGCGAGGAAUCGUUCAAGAAAACAAUUCUGCGACUUUCAAAAUGUAUCGCUACUCUCUCUUUUCUAAGAUUGGUAAUUAACAGCAGAUGGCGCUCUAGGCUAGUUUGUAACAGCAGAUUUCACUUAAGGCGAGUCUUUAGCAGCAAACGCUAAACCCACAACGGAUCUUCCUCAUAAGCAUUUUAUCGUAAGGGUUAAAAACUAGCUUAAAGCACCAUCUGAUGUUAAAUACUAGCCUAGAAGUCAAUCUGCUGUUAAAAAAUAGCCUAGAGCGCCAUCUCCCAUUAAACACUAGCCUAGAGCAUGUCUGCUGUUAAAAACUAGCCUAGAGCACCAUCUCCAUUAAACA
This is a messenger RNA of Danio aesculapii, 4508 nucleotides long. It is a transcript of the gene abl1, whose product is annotated as c-abl oncogene 1, non-receptor tyrosine kinase. Lineage: Eukaryota; Metazoa; Chordata; Actinopteri; Cypriniformes; Danionidae. The coding region runs from base 760 to 4005 and encodes 1081 amino acids. Gene Ontology annotation, biological process: protein phosphorylation; regulation of apoptotic process. Gene Ontology annotation, molecular function: ATP binding; non-membrane spanning protein tyrosine kinase activity; protein binding. The transcript has 11 exons. The record is from RefSeq and is a predicted model, not a curated record.